Molecule: messenger RNA, 851 nt
Organism: Daphnia pulicaria
Lineage: Eukaryota; Metazoa; Arthropoda; Branchiopoda; Diplostraca; Daphniidae
Product: acidic phospholipase A2-like
Exons: 5
Coding region: 50-580 (176 amino acids)
Biological process (GO): phospholipid metabolic process; arachidonate secretion; lipid catabolic process
Molecular function (GO): calcium ion binding; phospholipid binding
Source: RefSeq, a predicted model, not a curated record
CUUUUAGUAUCGAGUCGCAUGUUUUCAACAGCUCAGUCUCGUUUGGAAAAUGACUGGGCGUCCAUCACGCAUUACGUACCUCUUGGCCAUCAUCUGGGCCUCGUCCGUCUUCCUUCAGUCAAGCCUUUCUGCUAGCGUGAGAACGAAGCGCAGCAUCGGUUCGUUCGGGGACAUGAUUCGGUUUACCACGCGGAUGGAGGCCCUGCUUUUCAAUAAUUACGGAAAUCACUGCGGCAGUGGCGACACUGGCACUCAGCCCAUCAUUGACGCAAUAGACCGAUGUUGUCGGAAACACGACGAGUGUUACGAAAGUCUAGCCAGCGGCCCUUGUUCCUCAUCCUUCUUCGGUCCGUAUUUCACUUUCUAUACCUGGACCAUCUCCAACGCCGGAUCUAAUGGCAGCAGGAGCAGGAGCAGCAGCCAGCAGCCGGAAGCUUCUGCUAUCGAAUGCGGUGACACGGAUGUCUGCAAACUGGCUACUUGCAACUGCGACCGGACGGCCGCCCAGUGUAUGGGCCGCCAUUCAGCCUCUUACAACACCGCCAACAAACGCAGCAGCAUCUGGGACUGGCUUAUUUAAUCGUUGCACCAGCAACGACCCAAAAAACUUUACGAACUGAACUUUAUGGCUAUUACAAGACUCUCCUUACAAUCUACAUAAAACGUGACGUUGUGAACGCGGCCAAACAACGACAUUUCGAUCAUUUCUUCCUCUACUUCUUCUUCUUAUUAUUAUUAUUGAAAAAUUCUUCUUCGCGGGUGAUAAAAUAAAUCAUGCUGAGCAACGUCAUUCGCCGAACUAUGACGCAAUAAAACUGUCUUGUUAUCGAUGAUACAUCACUUAUUACUUG